Molecule: messenger RNA, 916 nt
Organism: Prunus mume (Japanese apricot)
Lineage: Eukaryota; Viridiplantae; Streptophyta; Magnoliopsida; Rosales; Rosaceae
Source: RefSeq, a predicted model, not a curated record
CAGGGUUUUACUUCCACCAACUCAGUGACAGUGAGUCACUCUGACUCGCCGCGUCCUCUACGCCUUCUACAACCGACCUCCACCUUCCCCAGCCUCCUCAGGAAUAACGUAAUUCAUGAGGAAGGUCAUCAAAUGAGCUCUCUACAUCCAUAAUAUGGAAUCAGCCAUGGUGAGCAUAAGAAGAAGCAAAUGCUUGAGACUACGCGCUGAGAGAAGUUCUGUUCUAGCACCAUUGCCAAGGUUUUGUGACAAGGGAACUGCUCCUCAAAAUUCUACCCAAACAAAACCAGAUAGUGUGCAUCCAAUGCCUUCAAAUGAUAAUGCAACUCGUACGAGGGCUUCCCCUGAGAUUAUCAGUAUGUUGAGAAAGCCAGCUGCUGCGGAGAGAGUUUUGCUGGGCUUACUUGGCCCUGAUGAUACCAGGAUUAUGCAGGGGUAUGAUGACGGUGGUUUGAGGCAAAACUUGGCCCACCAUGCCCUUGGUGCCUGCCUUCACUUUGCCAUGUGGCUAAAGGAAAAUGGAGAGUCGUCCUUAGCCUCCAGGGAGCGCGAUGAAGCCAGAGCUCAUGUUGCAGAGCUGGAGGAAAGAGUUAGACAUGUUGAGGAGAUUCUGAGGCAUCUGGUCCAAGAAUAUGAGUCUAAGCUAAAUGGCCUGCAAAAUAAUGUUGAUCAGCUGAGGCCGAAGGCUGAGUUCUACGAGAGGAAAUGGAAGGAGCAGGAGGCGCUGCAUCAGGAGAAGGCCACUCGUUUGGAAGAGGUUUUGAAGCAGCUUAAGGAAGCUAACUCCGACCUUGCCAAGGUCACUCAAAGUAAUGACAUGGCAAGAAUACGUAUCGAAAAGCUGACUAGUGCCCUCACUCGGACCAGGAAGCUCUACAAGCAGGUUGAGGCUGAAAUGAAGAAAACCCUGUUGUAG